UUCCUGCGUUCGCAGGCGGCGGUGGCGGUGGCCGCUUGGCUUCUCAUUUGGGUAGAGACGGCGGCGGCGGCUUCCAGAGUCCCGCCGCGAAGAUGCUCAAAGUCACGGUGCCCUCCUGUUCUGCCUCGUCCUGCUCUUCAGGAGGGGCCGGGAGCCUCGUCCCGGAUUAUUGGAUCGACGGCUCCAACAGGGACGCUCUGAGCCAUUUCUUCGAGGUGGAGUCGGAGCUGGGACGGGGUGCUACAUCCAUUGUGUACAGAUGCAAACAGAAGGGGACCCAGAAGCCUUAUGCACUCAAAGUGUUAAAGAAAACAGUGGACAAAAAAAUCGUCAGAACUGAAAUAGGAGUUCUUCUUCGCCUCUCACAUCCAAACAUUAUAAAACUUAAAGAGAUAUUUGAAACUCCUACAGAAAUCAGUUUGGUCCUAGAACUUGUCACAGGAGGAGAACUUUUUGACAGGAUUGUGGAAAAGGGAUAUUAUAGUGAACGAGAUGCUGCAGAUGCUGUUAAACAAAUCCUGGAGGCAGUCGCUUACCUACAUGAAAAUGGAAUUGUCCAUCGUGAUCUUAAACCAGAGAAUCUUCUCUAUGCAACUCCAGCCCCAGAUGCACCACUCAAAAUUGCUGAUUUUGGACUCUCUAAAAUUGUGGAACAUCAAGUGCUCAUGAAGACAGUAUGUGGAACCCCAGGGUACUGUGCUCCUGAAAUUCUCAGAGGUUGUGCCUAUGGACCAGAGGUGGAUAUGUGGUCUGUAGGAAUAAUCACCUACAUCCUACUUUGUGGAUUUGAACCUUUUUAUGAUGAAAGAGGAGAUCAGUUCAUGUUCAGAAGAAUUCUCAAUUGCGAAUAUUACUUUAUCUCCCCCUGGUGGGAUGAAGUGUCUUUAAAUGCCAAGGACUUGGUCAGAAAAUUAAUUGUUUUGGAUCCUAAGAAACGGUUGACUACCUUUCAAGCUCUCCAGCACCCAUGGGUCACUGGCAAAGCAGCCAAUUUUGUACACAUGGAUACUGCGCAAAAGAAGCUCCAAGAAUUCAAUGCCCGGCGUAAGCUUAAGGCAGCAGUGAAGGCUGUGGUGGCCUCCUCUCGGUUGGGAAGUGCCAGCAGUCACAGCAACAUCCAGGAGAGCCAUAAGGCCAACCAAGAUCCCUCCUCAGUCCAAGAUGGCAACCAGGAUAUCAGAGCCAUUCCAGAAAGAGAAAAAGGUCCAGAAGACGAGGCACAAGUGGCAUUUGAGGCGGCAGAGGCUGAGCUGAUGAAGGAGCAGGACUUAGAGGAAGUUAAAGAUGCAGAUCUAAAUGCUGCCAAGAUGGUGCCAAAAGCCCUGAAUGAUGAGAUAAAGGUGGCCGAGACGGAAAUAGCAGAAGAUCUAAUAGAGGAGAAGCUGAAGACUGUGGAGGCAGCAGCGGUCCCUAAAGAAGGUCAAGAAAACCCUAAUCUGGAACUCGGAGUUCAGCAAUAUGAUGUGAACCUGCCAGAGGAUUAACAAGUCUUCCUUCAGAUCUGGAAGCCAAGCCUGGCAUUUCAUGAACUUUGUCCUUCAGCAAGGAAGAUGUGGAAGCAUGAUAUUCACUAUAGUGAUUCUGUUUUUGAGGUGCAAAAAACUACAUAUAUACCAGUUGGUAAUCCUAGCUUCAAUGCAUGUGACUGCUUUAUGAAAAUAAUAGUGUCUUCUAUGGCAUGUAAUGGAUAACUAAUACUGAUGAGUUAAAUUUGAAAUUGCAAGUAAACACAGCAUCACAUUUAAAUGCAGACAGUUUCAGAGACCUGUGGCAUACAUUUGAAGUAAAGAAUAACCAAGUGUUUCUUCUUUGAAAACCUAGCCAUUCUGUAUCCUUUGAUUUCUUCACAAGGCAGUAAUUCUUUUAGACUACAAGUCUGGUAUUACCUGGUAGUCCUAUAAGAUGUGUUCCUAUGAUAGUCACAACAUUUUACUUUUCAUCAUUAUUGUGUUCAAACUUUUUAUAAGGAUAUGGUUAUAGGUUAUAGUUGAAUGGUGCAGCAAAAACACAUUCCACUCAAGGGUAAGAAAUUGCAGCAUAUUUUCAAGGGUCAUGAAUCAUAUGGCUCUAAAA
Chrysochloris asiatica (Cape golden mole) is the source of this 2073-nucleotide messenger RNA. It is a transcript of the gene CAMK4, whose product is annotated as calcium/calmodulin-dependent protein kinase IV. Gene Ontology annotation, molecular function: ATP binding; calmodulin binding; calcium/calmodulin-dependent protein kinase activity. The transcript is spliced from 11 exons. The coding region runs from base 93 to 1484 and encodes 463 amino acids. The record is from RefSeq and is a predicted model, not a curated record. Gene Ontology annotation, biological process: protein phosphorylation. Lineage: Eukaryota; Metazoa; Chordata; Mammalia; Afrosoricida; Chrysochloridae.